Molecule: messenger RNA, 2403 nt
Organism: Phalacrocorax carbo (great cormorant)
Lineage: Eukaryota; Metazoa; Chordata; Aves; Suliformes; Phalacrocoracidae
Source: RefSeq, a predicted model, not a curated record
GAUCCUGGCGCACUCAGCCUGCUGCAGCGCGGUAGCAGUACGUACAGGCAGAGGCAGGUACAGGCAGUGGCAGAUAGAGGCAGUGGCAGUUCCCCAGUAGGGACCAAGGCUUAGAGCAGGAGGCUGGGAGGCGGCAAUGGAGGUCGUAGAGGGAGCUGCAGGGGGACCCCAGCUGAUGCAUUUUGGGGCUGGGGUCAUGGCUCUGCUGUUGACAGCUGUGGCUGUGUGCUCCCUGCCCUCCCUGAUGGAUUACUGGAGGCGAUGGUGGGUGAUGAAGCCAAUCCCAGGUAUCAGCCCCUGCUAUCCUGUGCUGGGAAACGCUCUACUCUUGGAGCGGGGAGGAGAAGAUUUUUUUAAACAACUGCAAGUUUUUGUUGAACAGUUGAGGAGUUGGCCAUUGUUCAAACUUUGGAUAGGACCACUGCCUGUCAUGAUUUUGUAUCACCCUGACAGUGUGGAGGUUAUUCUGAGCAGUUCGAAACACAUAGAAAAAUCAUACCUGUACAAAUUCUUGCAGCCGUGGCUGGGCACUGGGCUUCUGACGAGCACUGGAGACAAGUGGCGGUCACGGAGGAAGAUGAUAACUCCCACAUUCCACUUCGCAAUCUUAACUGAUUUUCUAGAGGUUAUGAAUGAACAAGGAGGUAUUUUGUUGGAGAAACUUGAGAAACAUGUUGACAAGGAACCAUUUGAUGUGUUUCUGUACAUCACUCUGUGUGCCCUUGAUAUCAUCUGUGAAACAGCAAUGGGCAAGAAUGUCAGUGCUCAGGAGAAUAAGGAUUCUGAGUAUGUUCGUGCUAUCUACAGGAUGAGUGAUCUAAUCCAACAGCGACAGAAGAGCCCUUGGCUUUGGCCUGAUCUUCUAUAUAUGCUGUUCAAGGAAGGAAGAGAGCAUAAGAGGAACCUCAAGAUCCUUCACAAUUUUACAGAUAGAGUCAUUGCAGAAAAAACUGCAGAACUUGAAAACAACAAGCAAACAAAAUGUGAUACUGAUGGCAACUGUGAAGAAAGUGGCCCCAAGAAAAGAAAAGCUUUCCUGGACAUGCUGCUGAGUGCAACAGAUGAUGAAGGGAACAAGCUAAGCUGCACAGAUAUUCGUGAGGAAGUGGAUACCUUCAUGUUUGAGGGCCAUGAUACAACAGCAGCUGCUAUCAACUGGGCCCUGUACUUACUCGGACAUAAUCCUGAAGUCCAGAAGAAGGUUCACAGAGAACUGGAUGAGGUGUUUGGCACCACUGAGCGUCCUGUUACAAUGGACGAUUUGAAGAAGCUUCGAUACCUUGAGUGUGUUAUGAAAGAAGCCCUUCGGCUCUUCCCUUCAGUUCCGCUGUUUGCCCGUGUCUUGAGAGAGGAUUGCUGUAUUAGAGGAUAUCAGGUACCAAAAGGCACAAAUGUUAUUGUCAUAACUUAUGCCCUGCAUAGAGAUCCAGAGAUCUUUCCUGACCCAGAGGAGUUCAGGCCUGAGCGAUUCUUCCCUGAAAAUUGUAAGGGAAGGCACCCGUAUGCUUACGUGCCCUUCUCAGCUGGCCCCAGGAACUGCAUUGGUCAGCGCUUUGCACAAAUAGAGGAGAAAGCUCUUCUAGCCCUCAUCCUGCGGCGCUUUUGGGUGGACUCAUGUCAAAAGCCUGAAGAGCUUGGUAUAACUGGAGAACUUGUUCUUCGACCAAGUAAUGGCAUCUGGAUUAAGCUGAAGAGGAAGCCAAAUGCUGGAUCAGAAUGAAAGCAAAUUCAAGAAUUUAUUUUUCCGAAAACUUCAACUUCCAAGCUAUUUAGGCUGAGGUGUUUUUAAAUCAGAUAUUUUGAUGGCAGUCCAGCAAGUUGAAACUAAAGUUGUUACUGAUUGUUUCACCAAAGGAGAUGUUGUAACAGCCCUAAGUUGCUCUACUUUUCCAGUACCUGUGAACUUCAUGUUCAUCUUUGAAGUGCAGGCCUUUAAACAUCAAAUCUUAGUGCCUAUUCUACUCGGAUGAAACUAUUCUAUUGCAACAGUGCAAAAAAAAUUAUGUUAGUAACAGUAAUGCCUGUGAUGGAGUGAUCUGGUUGUAUUCUGUAUCAUUUGCAAGGUAACUGAUAGUCUCAAAUCUUCAUGUAGUUUUCAGGUUUCUUUGAUUCUGAAAGGUACAAGUGAUCAGUUCUUCCACUUGGCACAACUUUUUUCUCUUUUGGUGAUCACUGCAUCUAUGAAGGCAAAGCAAAAAUCUCUGAUAAUUUUGCUUCUCCUUUGUAAGCAUUUACAGUAGUUCUUUACUGAGUGCUCUGAAUUAUUUUUUAGCAAAAUGUACCGUAAUCAUUAAUCUGUAUAAUCAUACCAUGAACUGGAUAUUGUGUGAAUUACACACAGGAUUUUGUAAUGACAGAAACCGCAUUAUUACAAAUGUUGAGAAUAAACUUCAUAUAUGUCAA